AUUUUAUAAUAAUCAACAAAAUUUUGAGUUGGAUUAUUGAGAUUUUGUAAUUCUUUUACAGUUAACAGUAAUACAAUUAUUUUCUAUCAAAAAUAUUUAUGUAACAUUUGUGUUUUUGAAAACAUUAACUUUUUUUAAUUUAUUAAAUUUCUUCAUUUAUCUACCUAGCGUAUCUAAGUACAAUACAAUAAACAUGGAGGAUUUAAGAAGAUAUUUAUACCAAACCUUAACUAAGGUUGAAGGUCUUUACUCAAUUCUGAUAUCUGAUCAUGAUGGUGUUAUUAUUUUAAAAGCCCAUGCAAAUAAAUCAUCUGAACAAAAUUCAAAUUACAAACAUUCAUUUUUAUCAGAAUUUAAUUCUGCAUCAGAACAAGCAGGGAAAUUAGAACUUGGAAAAAAUAAAACAGUGAUUUGUUUUUAUACAAACAACCAAGUAGUCCAGUUAAAUUGUUCAAGAUUCUUAAUUACAUUUGUGGCUUCUGAAAAAGCAAAUACUGGUAAUAUAUUAGGGCUAGAAAAAGUGUUGGAGCCAUUACUGAAGGAUUUACAAGCUAUACAGUUUCCUUGAUUGUUAUAUUAUUAUUAUUAUUACAUUAUAAUAUUUAAUAUGAUAAAUCUUUCCUUUCAUAUUAAUGAUUAUUACUUUAUUCUAUUUAAUAUUUUUAUCCUACAUUUUCAAAAAGUUUAAU
This is a messenger RNA of Rhopalosiphum maidis (corn leaf aphid), 689 nucleotides long. RefSeq names its product ragulator complex protein LAMTOR3-A (gene Lamtor3). NCBI's taxonomy places the organism in Eukaryota, Metazoa, Arthropoda, Insecta, Hemiptera, Aphididae. Gene Ontology annotation, cellular component: Ragulator complex. The coding region runs from base 194 to 568 and encodes 124 amino acids. Gene Ontology annotation, biological process: cellular response to amino acid stimulus; positive regulation of TOR signaling. The record is from RefSeq and is a predicted model, not a curated record. The transcript has 4 exons.